AUGUACACUGACCAGGAGUCCGACCACCAACAAACUUUCGAUAAACUGGACAAAAACAAUCUCUCACCGAAGUAUCGAGGGUUUAUUGCAACAACUUGCGGUGCUGGAGCUCCAAGUCGCGACUUUACAUCAUCUAUCUGUGUCGGCAAACUCAUUCCUCCUAUUGCUGAGGCUUACCCCAACACCACAACCUCAUUCGUACUUCUACCUCAUGGUCUUCCCGAUUUUCAAUUCAAUGGAGAUGCAGGAGCUAUCAGACUGUCAACUCGCAUUUUAACGUACGUUGAUGACCACGGACAUGAAAAGCAAAUUAUGGUGUCUUCGGCCGAAGGACAGGCCGAUAUCUUACUUGCUGCAGUCAAUGGGAGAUUAGGUGGCGAUUUGAAGCUAAAUCGGUUGUCCGUUCGUCUUCAUCGUUCAGCAAUACCUGGCAUGGAUCCUUCGUCUAUAGAACAAUUGACACCCUUAGCUAAAACGUUCAUAGGACCACAACUAAGUCAAGCUUUAAAGAAGGGAGUGCCUUUUCCACUGAAG
Messenger RNA from Strongylus vulgaris, 534 nucleotides. Lineage: Eukaryota; Metazoa; Nematoda; Chromadorea; Rhabditida; Strongylidae. The record is from the annotation of a GenBank genome assembly.